Molecule: messenger RNA, 2841 nt
Organism: Talaromyces amestolkiae
Lineage: Eukaryota; Fungi; Ascomycota; Eurotiomycetes; Eurotiales; Trichocomaceae
Exons: 3
Coding region: 1-2841 (946 amino acids)
Biological process (GO): protein folding in endoplasmic reticulum
Cellular component (GO): EMC complex
Molecular function (GO): protein binding
Source: RefSeq, a predicted model, not a curated record
AUGUGGUUCAAGACGGCGAUCGUGCUUCUUGCCUCAUGCGCCAUUCCAUCGUCGGCCGUCUUCGUUGAUGAGGUCGACCAUCUCGAUUUCCAUCAUGCCCUCCUCGGAACCCCGUCCCCACAAUCGACUUUCUUCCACCAGCCCUCAUCGUCAUCAAACGCAUCGCUAUUAUAUACCCUAUCCGAGAAAUCGAUUAUAGGAGCAGUGAACCCAAGAGAUGGAGCAAUUGUGUGGAGACAGGACUUGACACAGCUGGGCUCGGCACAGGUUGAGGGCUUCCUCCGUGCUAGCGAUGGGGAAGCUACAGUUGUCAGUGCAAUUGGCGAGAAGGUUGCCGCUUGGGGUGCAUCGGAUGGAAAGUUACACUGGGAGAGGAAGGUCUCUGGUACAAUUGUGAAGGACUUGGAGUUGCUCGAGCUUGAAGACGGACGCACGAACAAUCAUGCGCGGGACGUAAUUGUUCUUUCUGAGGGUAAAGGGGGCAUUGUUCAGAGACUCGACGCAACAACCGGAACAGUCAAAUGGGAAUUCAAGGAUGAAAGCGGCGAUGUGCCAUUCCAGGUAUCUUCCUCAGCGACAGAAGUGUUCUACAUCUCUCUACAGUCUGCUCUUCUUAAAGGCUACAAAAUCAAAAUCACCACAUUGGACACGCAGACCGGAAAACAGAAAAGCCACCAUACACUUGCUUCCGAAAACGAUGUGUCUGGACCCGAAUCCAUUCUCCUUGUCGGCUCGAACACCGCUUCACCUUUCAUUGCAUGGACCGACAAGUCAAGCAAGACACUGAAGGUUAAUAUCAUCGGCUCAAAGAAUUUUGUCAGCCUUGACAUCGAAAACACGAGCAACGAAGAAAUCCGCGAUAUUAAAAUCUAUGGCCCGACCGGUCUGAACUGUCUCCCACAUUUCUUGGUUGGCUACAAAACGGACUCGUCGUCGUGGGCUGAGGUCUACCAUAUCGACCUGCAGACUUCUUCAAUUUCGCAAGCCUAUAGACUACCUCGUGUCUCCGGAAAUUCUGUUUUCGCAGUCAGCCAUAGAGCCGCAAAUGUAUUUUUUACUCGAAUCACCGAAACAGAGGUUGCUGUCUUCUCAUCAACCUCUCAUGGAAUCCUUGGCAGGUGGCCAUUCACAAAAAGCGGAGACGGAAGUCUAAGCAGCGCUGUUGCAGAGGUUAUCAGCAAAGGUGACUCGGCGGCUGUGCGCUUCGCCUACGUCCUAGAUUCAGGAGAUUGGCAAUUGAACCGAAACGGCGGCAAUGAAUGGACACGACACGAAUCGCUUUCGGGUGCUGUUGCUGCUGCAUGGGCUGAGCCCAACAUUAGUGAGGACCUUGUUCACGAAUUGGAGUUGGAAGGUCACGAAGAUGUUUUGAGUGCCUAUAUUCACCGUGUGAAGCGUCACAUUAAAGAUCUCGAACACCUGCCUACAUAUCUUCAAGAGCUGCCACAGCGUAUCUUCUCCAGCUUCUUGUCUGCAGAAGUCACUAACUUGGAUAGUUUUGGAUUGAGGAAAUUAGCUAUUGUGGCUACCGAAAAGGGAAGAGUCAUUGCUGUCGAUACCGGGAACCACGGUACCGUGGUCUGGAAUGUGAAAGUUGUCGACACUCCUAACUGGAAGGUCAAAGCUGUCAAGUCUGACCUGAGUACCGUUACCAUAUAUGUCGAGGACGGCAGCACUGUCUCCCUCAAUGUAUCAUCUGGCAGUGUCGUCUCCCAGACACCCUCUGGUCCACUUGUUCGUUCUGUCGCCGUCGUUCCAACCGAGACAGGUAUAAACACCUUAGCCGUUACAAUUGCAGAGGACGGGACACCUCUCAAAUCCUUUCAAGGGGCAGGAUAUUUAGUGACAUUGAGCGAAGAUGGUCGUGUCCUUGGUUGGGAUCUAUCUGACAAUAAAGUUCCUGUUUGGCAGUUCUUACCACCUCCAGGAGAGCGAGUUGUCACGGCAACAUCCCGACCAGCUCACGACCCUGUCGCGUCUAUCGGUAAAGUACUUGGAGACCGCUCAGUCCUGUACAAAUACCUCAACCCAAAUCUUGCUCUUAUCACGUCCAUUGGGCCGACCACAGCGACCUUCUACCUGCUAGAUUCAGUUUCAGGUCAAGUCCUUCAUUCAAGCACGCAUACAGGCGUAGACGUCACUCAACCCAUCACAUCAAUCAUCUCAGAGAAUUGGUACGCCUACUCACUCUGGGCUGAUCUGACCGAUGACUCCGAGUCUAAGGGCUAUCAGCUGGUCGUCUCCGAGCUCUACGAAUCUCCUCUCGCCAAUGAUCGCGGUCCACUAGGUGCAGCAGGGAAUUACUCCAGCCUCGAUGGAACCGAGACGUACCCAAGACCGCACGUUGUCUCUCAAGCAUUCCUCAUCCCCGAACCAAUUUCCCACUUCGCCGUGACCCAAACCCGCCAGGGAAUCACAAUCCGUCAACUCCUUUGCACCCUCCCCGAAUCCAAUGCCAUUAUCGGGAUUCCACGCCACGUCCUUGACCCCCGUCGCCCUGUCGGUCGUGACCCAACMCCCGCCGAGGUCGAAGAAGGUCUCUUCAAAUACAGCCCCAAUCUGGAAUUUGACGGUCGGUGGUACCUAACCCAUUCGCGCGACGUAGCCGGUAUCCGCUCCGUCAUCGUUUCGCCCACUCUGCUCGAAAGUACAGGCUUGGUGUUCGCCUUUGGAGGCGAUGUAUUCGGUACUCGUGUUGCGCCCAGUCAAGCUUUUGAUAUCUUGGGUAGAAAUUUUGCGAAGUUACAGCUUCUAGGGACGGUGGUCGCUCUGGCUGUUGGUGUGUGGUUUUUGGCUCCGAUGGUACGGAGAAAGCAGAUCAACCUACUCUGGAAAAGGUAA